Messenger RNA from Striga hermonthica, 1701 nucleotides. NCBI's taxonomy places the organism in Eukaryota, Viridiplantae, Streptophyta, Magnoliopsida, Lamiales, Orobanchaceae. The record is from the annotation of a GenBank genome assembly.
AUGGUUUUGGUCGAUAACCAUGGUGCAAAAAACGAUGGGAAGCUCGUGGAUUUUCGAGGAAAUCCGGUCGACAAAUCAAGAACCGGCGGGUGGUUGGCUGCAGGGCUUAUCUUAGGAACCGAGCUGUCCGAAAGGAUAUGCGUGAUCGGCAUAUCCAUGAACAUGGUCACGUAUUUGGUCGGUGAUUUGCACCUUUCGUCUGCUAAAUCGGCAAACAUCGUCACAAACUUCAUGGGGACUCUCAACCUUCUCGGCCUCCUUGGCGGAUUUGUGGCCGACGCUAAACUAGGCCGUUAUUCGACCGUUGCAAUCUCUGCCUCCAUAGCAGCUUUGGGAGUGACUCUCUUGACUCUGGCCACGACAAUCCCGGGCAUGCGUCCCCCGCCUUGCCACGCCCCGCGCAGGAGCACGUGCAUCGAGGCCAACGGCCACCAGCUGGCGAUGCUCUACACGGCCCUCUACACGAUCGCAGUCGGUGGCGGCGGAAUCAAGUCGAACGUGUCGGGAUUCGGGUCGGACCAAUUCGACAUGUCCGACACGAAGGAGGAGCGUGCAAUGAAUUACUUCUUCAACCGGUUCUACUUCUGCAUCAGCCUCGGCUCGCUUUUCGCGGUGACCGUGCUCGUGUACAUUCAGGACAAUGUCGGGAGAGGAUACGGAUACGGAAUAUCGGCCGGGACCAUGAUCGUGGCCGUUGGUGUUCUGCUUUGCGGGACAAGCGUGUACCGGUUCAGGAAGCCCGAGGGAAGCCCGUUGACCGUGGUUUGGAGGGUCGUUUGGGCCGCGUGGAGGAGGAGAAGCCUUGGUUUUCCUCCCGAAAACACGAUGCUGAAUGAGUAUUCCUCUGCGAAGCUUCCUCACACGGCGAAACUAAGGUGUCUAGACAUGGCGGCCAUACUCGACGAGCACAAGACUGUAUCGGGAGUACCAUGCACCGUGACUCAAGUGGAGGAGGUGAAAAUGGUAGUGAUGCUACUCCCGAUAUGGUCGACUUGCAUCCUCUUCUGGACCGUGUACUCGCAGAUGAACACGUUCACAAUCGAGCAGGCAACAUUCAUGGACCGGCGACUCGGGUCAUUCCCGGUCCCAGCCGGCUCAUUCUCAUUCUUCCUCAUCUCCACCAUUCUCCUCUUCACCUCUCUCAACGAACGAGCCAUUGUCCCACUGGCCCGGCGGUUCACGGGUCGGGCACAGGGCCUCACCAGCCUCCAGCGGGUCGGGAUCGGGCUCGUGUUUUCCGUUGCCGGAAUGGGGGCGGCAGCUCUCGUCGAGCGGCGGCGGAGAAGCUUUUUCGUGGAGGAGAAUGUGAGGAUAACGGCAUUUUGGCUUGUGCCGCAGUUUUUCCUUGUGGGGGCCGGUGAGGCGUUUGCGUACGUGGGACAGCUGGAGUUCUUCAUAAGGGAGGCGCCGGAGAGGAUGAAGUCGAUGAGCACGGGACUUUUCCUGAGCACGCUUUCGAUGGGGUAUUUCGUGAGCAGCUUGCUGGUGUCGCUGGUGGAUCGGGUGACCGGCGGGUCGUGGCUUAGGAGCAACCUGAACAGGGGAAAGUUGGAGAAUUUUUACUUGUUGCUGGUGGUUUUGGGGGUACUGAAUUUCGGGGUGUUUGUGUGGUUCGCCGUUAGGCAUCAGUACAAGGUGCAUAACUACGCGUCGCCGGAAAAAGAUGAAGUAGCUGCUGUUGCUGCAACAGAAGAGCCUUAG